GUGCUACACACAGCCAAGCACACAAGCAUAGCGAAGAUGUCACGGCGAGUUAAUCCCAGCAAUGGCCUGGCAUUGACAUUGGUGGCGACGCUAGCGUUAUGGAGUAGCGAGACCUAUGCUUUCGGAGUGGGCAUGGGCGCAAAAAGCACGACGACGACCAUGGGCAUGGGCAACAGCUUUGGGCGCCUGUUCCGCAUCAGCACCUGGGGAGAAAGCCACGGGGGAGGGGUGGGAGUCAACCUAGACGGGUGCCCACCGAAGAUACCGCUUACUGCGCAAGACAUUCAAGUCGAGCUGGACCGACGGAAGCCGGGACAGUCGCGCAUCACCACCCCAAGAAACGAGGACGACCAAGUGGAGAUCCUCUCUGGCCUCUCUCCUGAAGGCUUGACCUUGGGGACGCCCAUCGCGAUGCUUGUUCGUAACAAGGACCAGCGCAGCCAGGACUACGACACCAUGUCGAUGGCGUACCGCCCCUCUCACGCGGACGCAACGUACGACGCGAAGUACGGCAUCAGGGCAGUGGCAGGGGGCGGCAGAUCUUCCGCACGCGAGACCAUCGGCAGGGUCGCGGCGGCGGCGGUGGCACGGAAGUUGCUGAGCCUGUACUCCGGGUGCGAGGUGCUGGGUUACGUCAAGGCUGUGCAAGACGUGGGCACCGAAGAUGUGGACUUGGAGACGUUCACGCGAGAGCAGGUGGAGGCGAACAUCGUGCGUUGCCCUGACGAAGAAGCCGCUGAACGCAUGAUCGAACGCAUCGACAAGAUCAGAAGGACGGGAGACUCCAUCGGGGGAGUCGUGGAGUGCGUGGCGAGAAAUGUGCCCUCCGGCCUUGGGUCGCCAGUUUUCGAUAAGCUUGAGGCGGAGUUGGCGAAGGCAUGCAUGUCACUCCCCGCCAGCAAAGGUUUCGAGAUCGGAUCGGGCUUCGCUGGCACCCUCCUGUCGGGGAAGACCCACAACGAUGAGUUUUACGUGGACGAGGAAGGGCAAACGCGCACGCGCACAAACCGCAGCGGGGGAGUUCAGGGGGGCAUCAGCAACGGGGAGACGAUCGUGGUUAGAGUGGCAUUCAAGCCGACGUCCACCAUCGGGCAGCUUCAAAAUACGGUCACGAGGGGGGGAGAGGAGACGACCAUGAGGGGUAAGGGUCGCCAUGACCCCUGCGUUCUUCCUCGGGCAGCUCCCAUGGUCGAGGCGAUGGUUGCCUUAGUCCUCGCGGACGUCUUGAUGCAGCAGAAGGCGCAGUGCGAGCUGUUCCCAGCUGACGCGUUGGAGACUCUGGAGACGAACCCCUUGGGGAAGAAAUUGUCGGGGGCGGGGGUAUCUGCUGCUUCGGUGAACACACCAUGA
Molecule: messenger RNA, 1350 nt
Organism: Ectocarpus siliculosus
Lineage: Eukaryota; Phaeophyceae; Ectocarpales; Ectocarpaceae
Source: the annotation of a GenBank genome assembly